AUGUCUCAAUACAACCUUGGAGGCGUUUCUUUCCCAGGUGGCCACACGAGUGAGCCAACCGAUCCCUGGAGGAGCCAGGUCUCCUCAGAACAAUCUGAAGUGGAGUCUGCUGCGUCCGCUGAGGCACCCACACCACAAGCGCACAAUAGCAGCACACCUCGGACAUCGGGUGUAGUCAGGAACCCAUCGCCCACAACUUUUCCAGAAUUUGCACCCCCACAUCAAUGGGAAUGGCAGGGGGUCUUCUACAACACCAUCAAAGAAGCCGCAUCCGCGGCUGCACCAAACACCGUCCCACAAGACGUAAGGGACUGGGUGAUAAAUGUGGUGUGGGCGUUCAUCAUGAGGGAUGUAAGGCUCAUCAAGGCCAACAAUACACUGACGCUCGAAGCCCAAGCAAUUCACAAGGACUUCGAGGACUACAAGGACAAAGUAAAGGGCCAGACGGAUGCCCUUUACGGCAAUAUGGUCGCCCUGAAGGAGGCUCAGGAAAAGACCACGACUUACAUCGUUAGGCUGGAAAGCUGGCUCAACAAUUCAAUCAUCAACGUGCCUCCCACAGGUAUCCCACAACCAGCCAGCCAAAAUAGCCAGAACCCUCGCCGAAUCAAGCUCCCGGACCCCCUCAAGUACUCUGGCAGAAAAUCUGCCGAAAACUUCGAAACGUGGUUCACCAAUCUUCUAAUCUGGUUGGACUACAACAGUUUUACGGACGAUAAGGACAAGAUUCGGCAGGCCAACGCACAUCUGGAAGGUGAAGCGGCUCUAUACAUGAAAGAGUAUGCAAUCAAGCUCGCCGCUGGACAAAACGUUGGUACAUGGGCGGACUACACCAGGAAACUGGAAAUGGCUUACAAGACACUUGACCCCAAGCGCACAGCACAAUCAAUGUUGGAUGCGCACUGUGCAAUUCACCACAAGACGAUGAUCACCUUCACCGAGAGUUUCAGGGCGUAUGCCCCAGAAUCAGGAUACUCGGACGAGGAUCUAAUCGUCAAAAUCAGAGAACAACGGUCUCUUCAUAUUCAAACGGUCAUGUCGGUCACGGAAACUUUGGAUCCAUCAAAGAUCCCGACCACCUGGAUGGAGUACCUGGAGUUCCGCUUGGAGAUUGAAAUCAAGCAUCAGCAGCAACUCUCGGGUGCGAAACUGGCAGGACCAACACAGGCAAAGAAUACCGAACCCAAGGACCCCAACACAAUGGACACCAGCGCUAGAAUAGCACAUGAACUCUCCCCCGAACAAGACAGGUGGCUUGCUGGCAAACUAUGUUUGUUUUGCGGAAAGCAUGCCUACGAGCGGGGAAAGAAGUGCCCUUCUCCCAAACCUGAGUAUAAAGGCAAGCGGUUUCAAACCUGCAACAAACCUCAGGAUAGAGGAAAAGGCAAGGUGCAACGGGUCCGACAAGUCGACGAGGACAACGGGACGGAGACAUCAGUGCAAAUUGCAGCUUUGGAACAAGCAAUUGCUGCACUACGCGGCAUGAAGAGUUCCACUCCGACCACCUCGUCCAAGGGCAAAGGGAAGGUGAAGCAAGAAGAUGCGGCAACAUCGGCAUCGGCAUCAACGGUUAAGGACACCACCACCCGAAUCCUCAAAUUGGACGAAUUCACCGAGGAUUUUCAGUAUGCAGUGUAG
Molecule: messenger RNA, 1638 nt
Organism: Laetiporus sulphureus 93-53
Lineage: Eukaryota; Fungi; Basidiomycota; Agaricomycetes; Polyporales; Laetiporaceae
Exons: 2
Coding region: 1-1638 (545 amino acids)
Source: RefSeq, a predicted model, not a curated record